AUGCCUGCACCUUCAAAGCUUACACAAGCACAAGAUGCCCCUCCUUCACGCACUCAAGCCCGUUCCAAGGCUGCUGCCCAAUUGUCACCAGAAUACCACAACAUAAUGCUUCGACACUCCCUCUCACCCAUCACAAUCAGAGCCCUCACCAGUCUCCCCAGAGCCGCUGAACCCCAAGAAAUCCUACGCUGCGCUUCUUCUGCAACCGAGCUCCGCUCCUUCCUCUUCCAUCCCUUCGAAAAGGGCGCCUUCUCCGGCAUCAACAACGACCCCUCCACGCGCUGGCCUAUCAAAGAGACGCUCGGCCAACCGUGGCACAAGGCAUUUCUUGUCGCUCAGUGCGAGGCAGCCGGCGGUGACUAUGGAGAAAGACUGUCUCUCACCGCCCGCAAGGACCUUCUUUCCACCAAACCAAAGAUCGUCAAGACUCUAGGCCAUGUUCUUCGUGCCUGUGCAGAUAUCAUGGGCGUCCGAAAAGACGCUGUCGUACCUGAUAUCGGCCCCAAAAAAGUAAAGACGCUGGUGGAGAGUGGUAUACUGACCGUCCGCCAUCUUGCUCAGCUGGAGUUCUUCCACAUUGAGAGACUGCUCUCCCGAAACCCGCCGUUUGGGCAUAAGAUUGUUCAAACCCUGGCGCACUUUCCUCGUCUCGUGCUCGCGGUAGAUAUUCCCAAGCGGAAUAGCAGUGACCAGGGCUUGGUAGUCAGGGCAGUGCUGGGCUGUUCAAACGUUGAAGUUCCUGUCUGGAAGGAGUCGGUGCCUUGGGUCAACCUGGCUGCCGAAAUCAAUGAUGGCCGGCUGGUUUUCUUUUGGAGGGGACGGGCCAAAAGUUUGAUGGAGGGGAAGGAGCUCGUGUUUCCUGUCGAAGCGACACCGAGCCAGACGGUGUUUGUAUGGGUUAGCUGCGAGGAGAUCGCCGGGACCGUGGUGACGGCAGAGGUUACCGUCUAA
This is a messenger RNA of Colletotrichum truncatum, 951 nucleotides long. Lineage: Eukaryota; Fungi; Ascomycota; Sordariomycetes; Glomerellales; Glomerellaceae. The record is from RefSeq and is a predicted model, not a curated record.